CUUCUUUUUAUUGAGUCUUAUAUUUUCUUUUCUUCCAACUGCAGAUUAUCCAUGAAAAAACAAUGUCGAGCAACAAGAAAAAGCUUAUUAUGAACACAGUUUCAGUCAGCUUAGGUUGCAGCAGUUGCAGGAAAUCCAAGCUGACGAGCUUUUUCAACCCAAAGCCCAAACUGAAACUGAAGCUUAAACCGAAACCGAAACCGAAAUCUCAUUCUCUUCACAAUUACUAUUCUUCAAGCUCUUCCACCAAGAAAACAACAACCCAUUGUUCCUUGUCUGAAUACGAAACAGGCACCUCUUUUUCUCCAAGUACCGACACUGCCAUGUACUGGGACAUGGACAUGGACAACGACCAGGACAGUACCAAGUGUUCAAUGGCGACCGUACGAGGUUUCGGGCAUCUCGGAGGGGAGAGCCUGGCGGUGGAGAAAGACUCGGAUGACCCUUAUUUGGAUUUCAGGCAGUCCAUGUUACAGAUGAUAUUGGAGAAAGAGAUAUAUUCCAAAGAUGAUCUAAAGGAGCUUCUCAACUGUUUCCUGCAGCUGAAUUCGCCUUAUCAUCACGGGAUUAUUGUUCGAGCUUUCACGGAGAUAUGGAACGGGGUAUUUUCCGUCAAGCCUGGUUCCGGCUCCGGCUCCGGUGCUGCUGCAUCCCCGAAGCUUCGUUUUGGGUUCAGGCCAGGAGACUUCUAGCUGGAUGCUGCGGUUUCUUGAUAAAAUAAUAGUAAAUUCUGACAGUUGGCUGAUAAACUCUUGUUAAGCUGUAUUUAAAGAAAUAUAUUUUGGAGUAUUAUGCAGUAGUGAGUUUUUCAUGC
Messenger RNA from Hibiscus syriacus, 814 nucleotides. Its product is annotated as transcription repressor OFP6-like. The transcript has a single exon. Gene Ontology annotation, biological process: negative regulation of DNA-templated transcription. The coding region runs from base 63 to 692 and encodes 209 amino acids. Lineage: Eukaryota; Viridiplantae; Streptophyta; Magnoliopsida; Malvales; Malvaceae. The record is from RefSeq and is a predicted model, not a curated record.